GGCUGCGGCCUCCGGAGCCCGCCCUGAGGCGGCGCGCGGAGGGAAGGGCGGGAACAAGUGGGGGGGUCCCUGCGGGCGCCCCCGCAGGCGGGUCUGCGGGCAGCUCGGCCCAUCCAGCCCCGCUGUCCCCCUCUCCGGGCGCCCUGCCCUCGGGGAGAGAGGCCGGUACCGGGACGUGAAGAGGAACUCGGUCGCGCUCACCAGCCCAGGUCUCAGGGCCCCGCGACCGGCUUUCCUGUGUCACCGCCGCAGGCAGGCGGCCCACCGAGCUCCAGGAGGAGGACGACCCUGAGGACUCCGAUGAAGAACGGGCCCCGAGGCAGCACGAAUUCUUUGUCCCUACGAAGAAUCGCCAGAUUUUGGAAACAUUUACCCACCAAAACACUGAUUUCUCAUCAUCUUUCAGUGAAACCUUGGGUGGCCUUCAGAAGGGAACACAGUAAACACCAGAAGGCAACAUCCAGGGUGCCAUUAGGCAAUGAAUAUCAUUAGAAGGAAUUGUCAGGAACAGCAAAUUUGAUGACUGCAAGUGACUCAGAGAAUACCCAGAAACCAGUGUCCCCUCCUGGAGAAGCAUGUGCCUUUGGAAAGCCCAUUUUUACCCUAGACAAAAAUCGGAACUCAGGAGAAAGGAGAUGGACAUGAAGUUGUACAGCCUACAAGAAAGAAAGGGCCAUGUGUACCAAGAGGUCAACGAUCCCCAGGACGAUGACUACCUUUAUUGUGAGAAGUGUCAGAACUUCUUCAUCGACAGCUGUGCUGUGCAUGGGCCCCCUACAUUUGUAAAGGACAGUGCAGUGGACAAGGGGCAUCCCCACCGCUCAGCCCUCACCCUGCCCCCUGGGUUGAGAAUCGGGCCAUCGGGCAUCCCUGAGGCUGGGCUUGGAGUGUGGAAUGAGGCAGCUGACUUGCCAGUGGGUCUGCACUUUGGCCCUUAUGAAGGACACAUCACAGAAGAUGGAGAGGCAGCCAAGAGCAGAUACUCCUGGCUGAUCACCAAAGGGAGAAACUGCUAUGAGUAUGUGGAUGGAAAGGACAGAUCCUGGGCCAACUGGAUGAGGUAUGUGAACUGUGCCCGGGAAGAUGAAGAGCAGAACCUGGUGGCCUUUCAAUACCAAAGGCAGAUUUUCUACCGAACCUGCCGGGUCAUCAGGCCGGGCUGUGAGCUGCUGGUGUGGUUUGGGGACGAGUAUGGCCAGGAGCUGGGCAGCAAGUGGGGCAGCAAGUGGAAGAGAGAGCUCGCAGCCAGGACAGGCAUUCAUUAUUUUUUAAAGAUUUUGCCCUGGCUGGUGUGGCUCAGAGGACUGAUGUCCGCAGGGAGGAAGCGGGUGGCUCCCACAGCCGUGGUGCAGCUGCAUCUGUGUCUGGAGAGCCUGCCCACACCUCCCGGCCUUCGGCAGAGACCCCCUGGCACCCAGGGCCGGCGUCUUAGUGCCCGCACCGCCUGCGCCAUCCCCAGGAGCCAGUGCCGAGAGCUGGGCACAGCCGGUGGGGAAGGGCAGCGACUCCCCAAAGCCGAGGGCUCCUCUCCCAGGAACAACCCCACCCCCGCCCCGGCCACCCCCAGCCCCUGGUCCCACCGCGCCGCCCUCUCCCCGAUAACCCUAACCGUCUGGGCACUGUCUCCGCAGAACUCGGGGACCACGUCCCAGGGGGGCAGGGAGACGCUGAGGUAG
Phyllostomus hastatus (greater spear-nosed bat) is the source of this 1676-nucleotide messenger RNA. Its product is annotated as histone-lysine N-methyltransferase PRDM9-like. The record is from RefSeq and is a predicted model, not a curated record. Bases 576 to 1676 code for a protein of 366 amino acids. Gene Ontology annotation, molecular function: protein binding; histone H3K36 methyltransferase activity; histone H3K4 methyltransferase activity. The transcript is spliced from 12 exons. Gene Ontology annotation, cellular component: nucleus. Gene Ontology annotation, biological process: positive regulation of reciprocal meiotic recombination; regulation of DNA-templated transcription. NCBI's taxonomy places the organism in Eukaryota, Metazoa, Chordata, Mammalia, Chiroptera, Phyllostomidae.